Molecule: messenger RNA, 749 nt
Organism: Magnolia sinica
Lineage: Eukaryota; Viridiplantae; Streptophyta; Magnoliopsida; Magnoliales; Magnoliaceae
Exons: 6
Coding region: 90-488 (132 amino acids)
Source: RefSeq, a predicted model, not a curated record
UCGUAAAAGCCAGAGUAUCAUAUAACUCUACCUGCUGAGAAGCCUGACAGAGAAGAAGAAGAGAGGGAUUUUGAGGUUUUUGGGAAGCAAUGGAGGAUUCGAAUCCUCCUUGUUUGAGAUGCCCUCACUGCGCUGGCCCUCUUUCCAAGGAUUUGGAAACAAGCAGUUGGACUGUCGCUCCCUUCAUAAGAGACAGCUUCUCCAUGAUUGGUUCUGCUGUUGGUGGGACGGCGAGUGCAUUCUAUGGAUUUAACCUUGCAAUGCCUAUUGUGCAAGGCCGGAUAAAGGGGCCCAUGUGGUUGCACUUCCUCAUUGGUGCUCCACCUGUUAUAGUCUUCUCUUCGGCUUGUGCUGGAUUGGCAGGAGGUGCUGUACCAGCUCUAGCGCAACUGGCCUCCUCAGCAUAUCAUGCAGCCAUCUCUUCUUCAUCACUGCCACCUGCUCAGGAUGAUAAGAUGCACAAAUCAAGAAGUUCUUCUCCUCUGUGAUUUACCAAUGGUUGGUACCGGGGCAUUAGAAAAUCCAACUUAUAUCAGGCCUUGCUAUGGAGGUGGGGAGCACCAUAGAUGGCUUUCUAUCCUGCCAAGUGCUGUUUCAGCACCGUCCUGGGCACUCUCAGGGCUUCAUAAAGGCCACCACAUGUUCAUAUUAAAAUGUUGUAGUUUCUUUCUUUACUCAGUCAUGCCUAGUUGUGAACAAUAUGAUUUUAUUACUUUGCCUAAUAAAAAUCGGUCCUAACUGUUCUUUUC